GUGUGUAAUAUUGCCAUAUAGCAAAGCGGCACAUAUUUUCAUCUCUAAAAAAUGUCUACCAUUUCUCGCAUCAUAUUCCGAACGUUCUCAACUACAGCCGCCACCAAAUCUCCGGCGGCCCCGUCAAUGUACGAAGAUCUUUACAAAGAACGCAAUCUCAAAACAGUUGUUGAAAAAUUUAAAAAGUUUUCAGAAAACCCCGCAUUUCGAAAACAAGCCAAUGUGUACGGAAACACAGUCCGCCGUCUAGCAUCCGCGAAAAAGUUCAAAUGGGUCGAAGAAAUACUUGAAGAUCAAAAACAAUAUCAUGAUAUUUCCAAAGAAGGAUUUGCUGUUAGAUUGAUUUCUUUGUAUGGGAAAUCGGGCAUGUUUGAUCAUGCGUCUAAGGUGUUCGAUGAAAUGCCUGAGAGAAAGUGUCCACAGACUGUUAAGUCAUUUAACGCGCUUCUUGGUGCGUGUGUGAAUGCUAAGAAGUUUGAUAAGAUUGAUGGGUUUUUCAAGGAGUUGCCUCAGAAGAUAUCAGUGAAACCGGAUAUUGUUUCUUAUAAUACUGCGAUUAAGGCUUUUUGUGAAAUGGGCUCGUUUGAAAUGGCUGAUAAGGUUUUUGGUGAGAUUGAGAAGAAUGGUUUGGAGGCUGAUUUGAUUACUUUUAAUACUUUACUUAUUGGGUUAUAUGGGAAUGGUAGGUUUCUUGAUGGGGAGAAAUAUUGGGGUAAGCUGAUGGAUUCGACGAGUGUUUCGCCUGAUGUUAGAAGCUAUAAUGCUAAGUUGGUUGGGUUGGUCGCCGAGAAGAAGUUAACAGAAGCUGUUGAAGAGUUUGGGAAAUUGGGGCCGAAAAAGAUUAAGCCUGAUGAGUUUACGUACAAUGCUAUAAUCAAUGGUUUUUGUAACAAUGGUGACUUGAAAGAAGCUAAGAAAUGGUAUGCUAAGUUGGUGCAGAGUGAUAAUACUACUAAUAAAGCAACGUUUGCUGCUUUGAUUCGAUUGGCAUCAAAAAUGGGUGAUCUUGAGUGGGCAGUUGAGCUAUUCAAGCAAUCUGUUGAACAGAAGUGUCUUGUUGAUCCAUAUGUCUUGCAACUGGUGAUUGAUGGAUUGAUCAAGGAGUCGAAAACUGAAGAAGCUAAGAAGCUUGUGGAGAUUGGCAACUCAAACAAGUUUAGACGCUACAAUCUGGCUAUGCCUGCAGAAGAGUAGUUUAUGAACUUUCAUUCUUGUUUUUGUUAGUUUAUGAACUUUCAUUCUUGUUUUUGUUGGAUGUUUCUAUAACAUUAUGAUAUGAUGAUCUUUGAUCAAAAAUAGAAAGGCAAGUUAUUUUGUUUUUA
Messenger RNA from Erigeron canadensis, 1322 nucleotides. Its product is annotated as pentatricopeptide repeat-containing protein At1g55890, mitochondrial-like. Lineage: Eukaryota; Viridiplantae; Streptophyta; Magnoliopsida; Asterales; Asteraceae. The record is from RefSeq and is a predicted model, not a curated record. Gene Ontology annotation, molecular function: protein binding. Gene Ontology annotation, cellular component: chloroplast. The transcript has a single exon. The coding region runs from base 52 to 1194 and encodes 380 amino acids.